UGUGCUUGCCGCGGGCAAAUCACGAUUUACUAGACACUGCUUCUCCUUGACUACGUCGUGUCAAUUAGCGACAAUGAUUCUCUUGAUAUAUUUUUUACUGGCUGUCAUCUUCGUGUUGUUUUUUGGAGCACUGUACGUUUUCUACUUCCGGAACAGAAUCAACCUAGAACAGAAUUAACUAGAAGUGACAGACAAGUAAGGUGCCGUGGCCGUGUGCGUUUUGUGUCCAGAAUGACAGUUUUGUCUAAGCGACCACCCAACACUACCCCUGUACCUAGGACCAUCAUUGAUACAACAUCCAAUCGUUAAUCUUCCAAACUUCGUUUGACUAAGAUAUAUUAAUAAAAUUAAAGCCUAAAGUUGAUCCAAAGACGCAUUUUUCAAGUUACAAUUAAUCUUAUGCCCUUUUCACAUGUCUCUCUCUCUCACACACACACACACACACACACACACACACACGCAAAAGGAUUCCAUGUCUUAGCUUUGCUUUUGUGAAACGUACUGGUAAGCUAUAGAUCUUAUGGAAGACUUCAUAUUUACUGCAUGAACAAAUAAUAUGGAAAUCUGAGGCAAAAAAAUACACUAUUUAGUCAAGGAAAACACCAACGUCUGCUGUAAACCUAAUACCAGCAUCCUGUUCCAGUGAAAGAAGACUCAGACAUUUCAAAAGCAGACAAAACUUAUCAAUGACUGACGGACACACCGACAAGUUACACAUAAGCUGAAUUAAAAUUCCAGUAGAUGAGAUACAGUAACCAACUAUCAGAAGAGACCGACCAUAAACUAAGACUGAGGGUCACUGAGAGAGAGAUGCUUGGAGACAGCCAAUAGCUCUUCACCACAGGCUGGGAAUGGACUCGAGGUCGGGGCGGUGCUGGGUGUGCGACGCUACGGGCAGACUCUGGUGCUCUGCCUGCAGAUUUGCUCUCUAUUGCUCCCUCGCUUGCCAGAAGAAAGAUCGACUCAGACACCUGGACGAGUGUGUGAACAGCAGCAGGAGGCGUGUGUGUUGCAACUACUGCGGGAGGGAAGAAGCCCUGGGAGGUGUGCCCUGCCCUGAGUGUGUCGUCGCCACUUACUGCACAGACUCCUGCAGGAAGAUCGACGCAAAAAACCACAGGUCUGUCUGUCUCCAAGCCAAACAAAAGGUGGUGGAGGCUGCCAAGAAGAUCAACGAGUGGAACCGUCGAGCCAAAGGCAUUCCUCAGUACCUGGGAAGACUCAUACAUGCUGUCGACUACCUCAGGUGGAGUGAGAAUGAGGGGGCGAGGAUACUGGCGGCGACGCACUCCCCACAACACAAGGAGCAGACUAGUGACAGUGGAAGUGAGGCGAGUAAGGAUAGUAGAAAUGGAAGGAAGGAGAACGGGCUGGCCCAGGAGAUGCUGCGGCUCCUCCUGCUAGGCGCUGAUCUUAAACACGUCCUCUGCAUUCUCCACGAUACCCCGGACGCUUGUACACAGCCGCUGGAGAUGGUGCUCGUGGAUUCCAGCCCUCAUAUUCUGGCCCGGGACCUGCUGAUUUUAUACCUGUUGAUGCUGCCAGACGCUCAUGACCCUCUACAAGACCCCGCCCUCGUCCAAGCCCACGCUGAGAAGGUGGUGAUGGUAUUUUACUCUCUGUGUCUGGAUAUGGAGACCCACGCCCUCCUCUGCAACACUCUACACAACUUACUCAACAUGACCCACAAGACCUUCCUCCAAGAGAUGCGUCAGCAGGUGCUGGUGGACGCUGGGACCUACACACUUGUACAAUCAGUUUGGAGCGGCUGGAUGAGCUUCGCCAACGACCCCUCGGCUCUACAAAAGCUGGAGAACGUGCGCACCCUCAAGGUUUCGGGUAAAAUGAUCAAAGAAGUGCUGGCCCGCUACAUCAAGUCUUGCCCUCGGGAACAUCACAAAGCAGUAACUGACUGGAUAAAGAGAGGUUCAAUGAAGAAGAGCCGAGGAGGGAACUUCCCAAACGUCACCUUGGCUUGCUUCAGUCCUCUGAGGCGCGAGUAUCUCGAAAAAUUUGAGGACGUGAGUCCAAAAUGGUCGGAGGAGACAGAGUGGAUAAAGGCAGUAACGGUUGAUGAUGACAUGAUUUAUGCGCCUCACGGCAUCGAUAUGAUAUUCCAAGAUUGGGACUUUCUCAUUUUAUCUCGCAAUGUUAAAAAAGAAAGCAAUGUUGUUGAAAUGUAUCGUAUAUAUCUCACUCAAGUAUUUUCCAGGGCGAGCUACAAACUUCUGCGAUCCAGUCAAGUACUAAUUACUUUUAUCAGAGCAGAUGUUCGUGAACUGGCUGCAAACACUGCGUUAUUGAAGGGCAAGUUUGACAGGAUCGCCACGGGUAUUCAUGCAGACCUGUUAGGAACACCGUACGUGUUGCAACACUUUGGUGGCUUUCUGCGGACAGACAACAUGUACUCGCGGCUACUGACACACCAUCGCGUGUGGUCCCUCUGUCUAGACUGGCGUAGUGACCAACAGGCACGCGAAACCUGCCUCAAAAGUCUCAAGUGUAACAGAGCUCCUGAUCCCCUCCUCAUGAUCACUGGACGUUGGGCCACUUUUAGACACUUUUUGCAGGCGGAGCUACUUCAUCAUCUUCACGUGCUUGACGGAAGACCCCUGGAACCAGAAAAUGUCCUAGUGUUUAAAAACGUAAGUCACGCUUAUGAUAUGGUGCUCUCCGACUAUACUCGCCAACUGAACCACAUUGUGCCUUUCAGGUUCCAGGCAGACAAGAGAAUGGUGAGUAUGGUUGACUCUCGUCUGCACACACUAGAGUGGCGCCGCUUAGCACGUACCCGCAGAGCUUCUGCUCCUGCUGCCACAAACCCGGCUCCUAAAUCCCUGCCCACCUCCCCAAAUCAUGACAUAGACCCUGCCUCUCGUUAUGUUGAUAACCUUAUUUUCUUAUCUCAAAACCCGUCCUCGGCGUCGCCGACCUCAGACAGUAGCCUACGUCGCAGCAUAAAUCGCCGCGAGGGCUCCCGUUCUCCAUCUACUGUUGAACCCUCGUCGACGAGUGAUGACCGACCUUCAAGGCCACGCACCAGCAACAGAAUGAGGCCACGUAGUCUUUACGUGUCAACACGCUGUAAGAGCCCUUUACUGUCGCCCGAAUUUGAUUUCUGGGAGCAUCAUAACCUUAUAAAGGAGAAGAAGACGCCCACAUCCCGUGCGUAUAAUGAGAUACCGGAAGGCAUCAGCCGCCGCAUUCAACAAGCCUUGCAAGGCGAUACUAAACAAGAGAAAGUUGCAACUAAAAGUGCUCCAGUAUCUCCUGAGCUGACCAGGAAAACAAAAGUAGUGAAAGAAAAGGCAAAUGCUUUUGAAAGGGGUACUGUUGCUCGUUCGACUUUCCCAGAAACUCGAAAAACUGUAGAAACUGUUACUCCAAGCACCCCUGUCAAAAAACUGGUGUCGAUGUUCUCCAAAGCGUUCGCAGCGAAGGAUAAAGAAAUAGAUGCGGGGAGGAAAUUUAAGAGAAGUAACAGCCUGCAUGACAGUUGUCUGACCCCUGAGGAACAAAAUGAGAUACAGAAUAAAAGUUAUAAUUCAUUAAGAAUCACCCGAAGCAAAAGCAGAACACAAAGAAAUGGAGAGAUAAAUGAGGCAGUGGAGUGCGGCAUGAGCACCUUCCCACGCAGGGCGAGACCACACUCUGUAGCAAGCAGCAAGUUUUCCUAUCUGGAGGGUGGCACAGCGAAAGACACGCAGGCAAGCAGCCCGGUAUCAAGUUCAGAUCAAAAGUACGACUUAAAAAAGACACUAGCUGUAGACACAUCAGACAGCCCUCGUAACAAAAAAGGCCACAUAUCCCCUAUCAGGAGCUUGUUUGCAGGACUGAACACACUGAGCAUGAGCCCUAUCUUGCAACGUGCUGCCGACCGGCAACAUUCCACUCCAUUGAAGGAGGAGCUACGGCUGGUCCAUCUCAGGCCAGUCAGCCAGCGUUUCCAGAGUCCGCCCUCACUCUCACUUUCCUCAGACAAUACUGACACUAUGAAUCUGCCAGAGUCCUCGUCCACCAGACCUAACAACGACACACCGGACACAAACAAUAGCGCUCGACGGAGGAGUUCAUUUGAUUAUCUAACGGAUAAGAAAGAACCACAUUCAAGGAAGUUACCUUCACCACCUUGGAAAUCAGCCCUAAAACAAACUCCUAAAAAGAUUCCGCAUGAACCAGAAUAUGUGGCUCCUUCCCUUCAUGUAAACAAAGAGGUUGGCCCCUUGCAGUCUCCAACGCCAGACUCCAAUCAGUCACCAAGCGAGGCAGCAGUGAUUGAGCCAGAGACAAAGCUAAAAGUUGGGAUGCUUAUAACUAGUAAAUCAGAAGCUGCUUCUGAUCUUUCAGACACUCAGAAAGAAAAUCUACCAGAGAACAUAUUUUCCCCAAGGUCUUCUCCAAAUCUUUAUCAGCCAAAGAAUGAAGAAUCUCAUAGGUCAGCGGAAAAAGAAAGUUGUCUGAUGAUGGAAGCUCAACAACUAGAUGAAGACGACACUAUUUCCACCAGUAAGUCCGACUCCACAACACCCAGUUCCCCUACUAAAAGGGAACCUGAAAAAGAGGAUAGCACUGGCUGGGAAGAAGACCUGUUCGCUGUUAUCGAAGAGACUAAUGUGAAAAAGCAGAACCUAGUGUCCCAAGAGGACUUCACGUUACUUACGUCAGCGUCACUGUCAUCUUCACUAACAGAUGCAGACAUGGAAGUAUCGGAACUUCUCUCACACCAAGAACAGUUUUGUCCAAUAAAAGAUCUUAAAACUGAUACUGAAGAUGAAAGCAAGAGCCUUAUUCUUAACCAAGAGGAAGAAAAAUACACUGACUUGGAAACAGAAAGAGCCCAAAAUGCAAAAGAUAUUCAGGAAAAAAUUAAAGAAAACUUUCCUGUAAAAGAUAAUACUGAACCGAUUGACAUAUGCAAAAUAAGUGCAGAGGAAGAUAUUGAGAAGGAUUAAUA
Molecule: messenger RNA, 4954 nt
Organism: Cherax quadricarinatus
Lineage: Eukaryota; Metazoa; Arthropoda; Malacostraca; Decapoda; Parastacidae
Product: uro-adherence factor A-like
Source: RefSeq, a predicted model, not a curated record